This is a messenger RNA of Dicrocoelium dendriticum, 4575 nucleotides long. The record is from the annotation of a GenBank genome assembly. NCBI's taxonomy places the organism in Eukaryota, Metazoa, Platyhelminthes, Trematoda, Plagiorchiida, Dicrocoeliidae.
AUGUCUGAUUCUGCUGACACUGAACCUCUUGUCCACCGACCACGGCCUGGCGUGAUCUCUUUAUCUCUUCUCAUCGAGUUCAUUUGCCAGAAAGUGUAUACUGAUCUUAUGAGAUUCGUCGAUCUCCUACCAACUAAAACUGAUCUAGAAAAGAAAAUUGAGAUCGCUACAUUCUUCAGUCGCACCAGGCAUUUGUUUGUGCGUCUGGAAGCGUUAGUAAAAUGGUCCAACAGUGCUUCCAAGGUUGACAAAUGCGAGAAAAUAUCUAACUUCUUAGAAGAACAGAGUUUCUUCCUAAUCAACACUGCAAAUUCGCUUUCAAGGCUUCUCAGAGAAACUUUGAUAGGCGCCAGACUUCCACCGUUUGCUGUGCUGUUGGCAAUCGAUAUUUUCACCAAUAAAACCUACACACGCCUUCCCAAAUCUAUAAAAAAUUGUGUUACACACACGGAGCCCAUGUCUAACAGCGACGUCAAUCAAGCGCUGCUGGAUCUCAAUCGAGUUAUUCAAAAUCGCCUCAGCCUCACUCAGAUUCCUCGGCAAUUCAAAACCAUCAAACUGGCCAAUGGACGCGUUCUUUUCGUUGUUCCUGGCGAGUUCCAAGUAACGGUGACGCUCAUGUCGGAAGCAAUCGAUUUCCCUUGGCGGAUAUUGGAAAUAAAAUUUCUUAUCAAAGAUCCAGUAACGAAUAAUCGCAACCUGGUUAAUCCAUUGCAAGUUCAGUUUAUCCAAAAUCAAGCACAAUCUCGCUUGUUGCACCGGCAAUUCGACAAACGUCCUCCGUUGAUCCAUCUCUACGACAUGCUACAUGCUUUCAGUGUAUCUCUCCAGCUCGACGUACUGCAUGAGCAAGCACAACGUGCUCGGACCCGACGGCCACCCGAUCAGUUCGUGAUAGAGGCCUACAGGCCCGGUCAAAAUCUCGUCAUCUCGUAUUGGCACGCAUUGAGUGUGAAUCAGUUUCAAGCCCAACUCAACCUGAGCGGAAAAUUGCAACCGACCCCUUAUCUGUUAUCCGUCCAUUUGGAUCCAACUGAUCCACAGCGCCCGUUGUGCGUGAGUCAUCGCCCAGAGCUACCCGUAACUGAAUCGCAUCGGAUUGGAACCACUUUGAGGGGAAACAACUUGUCAAUAGAAAAGUUAUUGGCCCGGACGAUUGCUGCUCGCGCUGAGCAGAUACUACAAGACCUGCGACAGGAGCUGAUGGUUCUCAGUCCCGGACCCGUUCGACUGGCCGACUCACCUCUGUGUCUGUAUAUGCCGCUCCUAUGGCCAUCUCAUCCGCAGGAAUUCCUGCAAUUUCGAGUUGACCCUGUCCAUGGCACCCUCUCUGUUACCUGUCCGUUUCUUUUGACUCCUGAGGCAGAGAGCAUACUCGUUGGAUCCCCGAAUGCUGGUCAACCGGGGUCGACAGCGUCAUCCGAUGGGUAUUCACGAGGUAGUGUUUGUGCCGCACUUGCGUCUAUUGAAAGCGCACUCAAUCGUCCUUGUGCCAGACGUGUUUCUCCUGUUCUCUCAGCUACUGCUGAUCAGCCGGCUAGUGAGCGUUCCCUACUGAUAGUGCAGUCUCGCAGCUUGAGAAAUUUGUCCUACUCCGACGCCCGAUGGCGCUCCCUGUUGUGCCAAUCGUUGGAACAUUUGCGUCUUUGUGUCGGAUUGAUGCGUUUAAUGAAAACAGCCAAGGCGCUGUGUCCGUUCUGGAAGUCAGUCAGACGUUCGAUUCCUUUGGUGCUCACUUCCCUGCAGGCCUCCAUGGCUAAGGACCCAUCGUCUUGGCCCGCCACCCUUGCCCGGUUCCAACAGUCCUCUCUUUGGCCCAUCGUUUUCGUUAAGCUAUUCCCAAACAAUGAGUACUACGUGGUCUGUGAGGCGGUUCCCGCUCCACUGAGCGUCACCUAUCGAUACUAUUUGCUAGUUUGUGUGGUCUUGUCCGAUCACAUGGAUAUCACCGUGGAUUCCUCUGGACUAUUGGUCUCCAACAUGAACCCGAAUUGGCUGGGGUCCAGUCUACAGUCCAACGGAACUGGUUUGUAUCUUCAGGUGACUCACUUCGUUCCCAUCGAAAUAGGUUCCGUGUGGUUUCACAACCCAUCGUCCUCCUUGUCAAUUCUGAAGUCCUGCAUCAAUAAGGCCCAGGUGAACCUGGUAAAGAAAAGAACGUCCCGAGUCGCUGAACUAUUAAAUCGAAUCAAGAGUGGUCGUUCCAAUUUCACUCAGUCCAAUACUGCUGCGAGCAAACUGGGUGCAGCUGCGGCUUCCGAAUCCUCACUCAUGUUCACUCAGCCCACUGUCCCUUCGCUUUCAAGAUUGCUAGGCAUGCUUGAAGAGAGUAUUCUCAGUCACUGUCUUGCGUUAGAACUUUCACGCGCCGGCGUUGUUCACGAUGGAGUUCACUAUGACGCGAAUGGUUAUCUCUCUGCUAUUCGAAUCAUUAGCCUCCCUAGCAGUCCACUCCACUGGCAACAACCUGGAAUAAUUCCACUCUCGGAGUACGUGAGUCAGACAAUUCUGAGGCCACGCUUUGAUCCGUUCACUUACCGACGCAGUUGGCAGCUCGAUCUGCUCUUCGUCGGGGUUGUACCUCCACCACCGAACGAUUCCUCCGAACAGCGGCAUCCGUUGAAUCAUCGACUACGCCAUCAGCUCACUGAAUGGUGCGUUGUUCGAUUAGAGGAUUACACAACUCUGGUGAACAAUCUGCUUGCGGAGUGGGACAGCUUAUGUUGUAUGCACGCUCUUUGCUACCAGGUGGUUGAAAACCCGGAGGUGCACCUCCCUCCAGGUGUCUCAUUGGUUUCCUACAACUUGAAGACACUCUCGUUGGCCUAUUGUGUUCAUUAUCUGGUUGACAUAUCGUAUCGUUCUGAAUUUGGCUUCACUAUCGCUCUGGGGUUCAGUUCGACUACAACAGUGUCUGCAGCUUCCGAUGUUUCAACUGAAAUAGAUUCUAAUCCACACCUUCUGGUCCGUCAGCAUUUGGAAGAGCUUUUGAACUCCACGAAGUCCGUGACUGCGUUUGCGAAGGCUCUGGUCCACACAUUACCUUUCGUUCGUGCUGUUGAGCCUCUUCGAGACCGAACACUCUCAAUUCACGGCCUUAAAACUUUAUCCUCUUCCACUGGGAUUCGACCUGUUCGUAAUGUGGUGCUUAUUGCUCUGUCUGUUCAUGAUCUCGUCCUGGUGUACCGCGCUUGCUUGAGUCUACGAUUCACACUUAGCCCGCCUCGGAUGACAACCGCGUUUCCAUUCGGCCCAUCGACACCAGUUGCGCAGGACACAGUCCUGUUAUCGGAUGCAUACCACCAAUUGAUGUAUUCCAACAAUCCGGUUAGUCGCUCCGACAUCGGGUCGCAUUCGAGCGCGGACAAUUUACUGGGCAGCUUAACUAUCCUACCAGCAUUUCAAACAUUUUUGAACACUUUGCAAGAAGCCUUUCAGAUGGACAUUGAGGCCGAAUCUUGGACUGGCCUCACAGUGGCUCAUCUGUCCCAACUUCUUCGCCCUCCUCGCGUUGCUUCAUCAAAAUUACCUGCUCUGCGCGCCUCUUCAAUGUCAUCUCGUCCUAUGAGCUCUGCCUUGUCGCCCUUAGAGUCAUAUCUGUCUUUCAGCCUGCUCUUCCAUGCAUGUAUUGCAGCGUUGACCAGUCUGGAUGUUCCCAUUCUAUCUUCAUCUGAGCAAGUUACUGUCCCCAGGGAGUCAAGCCCCACUCGUGUGACAGACAUCAUUCAUGCCGCAGUCUUUGAAGCUACUUUCGUCUCCUCUUGUCUGGUCGCUCAAGUGUGUUUGGUACCCCAGCGCAUCGGUGUGGAGGUGGCCACCUGGAAGCUGGCGUUACGACUGAGCUCUUACUCUCCCCCGAAUGCCGGUCCCAUGGAUAGAUGGCCUCAAGAUACACUGAGUUUACUCGAAGAAUUCUUCGACAUUCGAGUCUGCGCUGCUCCAUACCAACCAAGUGCCGUGCUCGCCUUCUUCCGCAUCCUGUCCUUACCUCUUCGGGCGUUCCGCAGUGUCGUACGCUUACUGCCUUUGGAUUUGCACCCUCCCUCGCAUUCUUCAGCGCAACUUCGAUUGGGUCUGGUGGGUCUGGGAAGUAGCAGACGCGUUGGUACCCAUGCCGCUGGACACGCUCAUUCCCCUCACACUUCUAUCGAUAGCACCGGCUCUCCAAUGCAAGAAUUUGCGCCUGGACUUCCGGGAAUCUUGGUUCGGCCCCCAUGCGUGACACUGCAAUUGUUGGUUUGGCGACCUCAACUUCAAUCAACGUCGAAAUAUCCGGGUCCACCGAUGGCUCAGCCUAUCUCUUUGGUUUAUGAUUGGGAUAGCAAUCGCGUUGCGGUGUUACCGAGUCCGUGUGCCUCACAAUCCUCUUCCAAUCUCCCACAACUUCUCCUGGAUUCGGAGAUGGAAGCGAACGCCAAUAUGCUGGCUUCCAACACUGGGGACUCGGCUCUUGUGCAGCUAGCUUUAAUCUUAACCCAAGGCUCGUCUGGAAUGCCUCCACAGUCUCCAUACUCAUCCGGUGCUCCCUGCACUACAGCUAUCGGACAAGUACCUCCGAAAUCAUUGUACAGUUGA